Molecule: messenger RNA, 4899 nt
Organism: Triplophysa rosa
Lineage: Eukaryota; Metazoa; Chordata; Actinopteri; Cypriniformes; Nemacheilidae
Product: kelch-like protein 28
Exons: 7
Coding region: 212-1927 (571 amino acids)
Molecular function (GO): protein binding
Source: RefSeq, a predicted model, not a curated record
GCUGACUGGUUUUCCGGAAGUGACGCAUGCGCUGAUUUGUGUUUGUUUUCCUGACAGCCGCCGCCGCUUUGAGCUUCAAACUGUCAGACAUCCCUCACAAAUACAGGUCUCCUUCUGACGUAGACAGCGUUCUGUCCAUCAUAAUCAGUUGAUGACUUCAUUGGGGGUCUGAUAGGACGAUCUCUAUCUUUCGAUUCACGACUAUUGUUAUAUGGACCAGUCGGCAAAGUCGUAUAUGUUUGCCAGUCUGACGCGUCCACACUCCGAGCAGCUCCUGCAGGGUCUACAGCUCCUGCGACAGGACCAUGAGCUCUGUGACAUCGUACUGCGAGUGGGUGAUGCCAAGAUUCACGCCCACAAAGUGGUGUUGGCCAGUAUCAGCCCGUAUUUCAAAGCCAUGUUCACGGGAAACCUGUCGGAGAAAGAGACCUCAGAGGUGGAGUUUCAGUGCGUGGACGAAGCCGCUCUUAAGGCCAUCGUGGAGUACGCGUACACGGGAACCGUGUUUAUCUCACAGGAGACGGUGGAGUCUCUGCUCCCCGCCGCGAACCUCCUACAGGUUAAACUGGUGCUGAAAGAGUGUUGCAGCUUUCUGGAGAGUCAGCUGGACGCAGGGAACUGCAUCGGCAUUUCACGGUUCGCAGAAACCUACGGCUGUCACGAUCUCUGUCUGGCAGCCACUAAAUUCAUCUGUCAGAACUUCGAGGAGGUGUGUCAGACGGAGGAGUUCUUCGAACUGACGCGGGCCGAGCUGGACGAGAUCGUGUCAAACGACUGCUUGAACGUGGUGACGGAGGAGACGGUCUUCUACGCGCUGGAGUCGUGGAUCAAAUACGACCCGGCGGAGCGGCAGCAGUAUCUGGCGCAGCUCCUGCACUGCGUGCGACUGCCGCUGCUGAGCGUGAAGUUCCUGACACGACUCUACGAGGCCAAUCACCUGAUCCGUGACGAUCACGCCUGCAAACACCUGCUCAACGAAGCCCUCAAAUAUCACUUUCUGCCCGAGCACCGCCUCUCUUACCAGACCGUGCUGUCCACGCGCCCGCGCUGCGCUCCUAAAGUCCUGCUGGCGGUGGGAGGAAAAGCCGGCCUCUUCGCCACCCUGGAAAGUAUGGAGAUGUACUUCCCACAGACGGACUCGUGGAUCGGUCUGGCUCCUCUUACGGUUCCACGUUAUGAGUUUGGAGUGGCGGUUCUGGACCAGAAGGUUUACGUGGUGGGCGGGAUCGCCACACACAUGCGUCAGGGCAUCAGUUACCGGCGACACGAGAGCAGCGUGGAGAGAUGGGACCCUGACAGUAACACGUGGUCCAGUGUGGAGCGGAUGGCUGAAUGCCGGAGCACUCUGGGUGUGGUGGUGCUGGCCGGGGACCUGUACGCUCUGGGGGGAUAUGACGGUCAGUAUUACCUUCAGUCUGUGGAGAGAUACGUGCCCAAAGUCAAGGAGUGGCAGCCCGUGGCGCCCAUGACCAAAUCGCGCAGCUGUUUCGCCACGGCUGUGCUGGACGGGAUGAUUUACGCCAUCGGAGGCUACGGCCCUGCGCAUAUGAACAGUGUGGAGAGAUACGAUCCAAGCAAAGACUCAUGGGAGAUGGUGGCGUCCAUGGGUGAUAAACGCAUCAACUUUGGAGUGGGCGUGAUGCUGGGCUUCAUUUUCGUCGUGGGGGGGCACAACGGCGUUUCUCAUUUAUCCAGCAUCGAGCGAUUCGACCCGCAUCAGAACCAGUGGACGACGUGUCGGCCGAUGAACGAGCCCCGCACAGGAGUCGGGUCUGCUGUGGUGGAUAACUACCUGUAUGUGGUGGGCGGUCACUCGGGCUCCUCGUACCUGAAUACGGUCCAGCGUUACGAUCCAAUCACGGACAGCUGGCACGACUCUAGCGGGAUGAUGUACUGCCGCUGUAACUUAGGCCUCACUGCCCUUUGACCCCGGGCUCAUGGCUGCCGCUGUACGAGAGAGGACAAGGGGAAACAUGGCUUCUAUUUCUGUGGCGUGUUUCCGCUCAUCUGCGUCACAUUCUGACGUUCACGUGGAGUAUUUAGGACACGCGAGGGCGGCGGGACUGCCACACGCCAGCACGGCGCCGAGAGCCUUCCGGAACCCGCAGAGGACGUGGAACAGCGCGUGCGUGUGUGAGGCGUUCCAGAGCUGCCUCUGAGCACUUUCCCCUUUACGUUUGACAGAUCCAGUCCCGUGUCUGUGUGUGUGUGUGUGUGUGUGUGUGUGUGUGUGUGCGCGCGCGUAUACUCUGUGAUAAAGGGCUGCCUCGUGUCUUGUAUAUAGCGUGAGCUGAUAGUAAAUGUGAACGUGAGCUGUACUCAUCUAACUAAUGCACUGACAUACUGAUGAUGACUGUGUGUGUUGUCUCUGAGAAUCCUCCGUCUCACAUGAAAUAUCUGCCUCAUAUUUCACCCACCGUUCAAGAGAAACAUUCAGAAGUUAUCCAGAAUAAAGAAAAUGAAGCUGAGAUGUUUUGCAUUGUGGUAUUGUGUUCAUGUCAUGUCACAAUGCACAUUUUUGCCCCAAAAUUAUUAUUAUUAUUAACAUAAUUAAUACAAUUAUUCUCAGAUUGUUCUGUAAUUUUAUGAUUUAUAUUUAUUAAUUAACUAUAUAACCGCAAGGGAGUAGGGAUGUAACGAUUCACCGUGAGCCGGCUGAAAAUCGGUUAUAAUGAGCGACGAUAAAAAUCGGUUGAGGCUUGAACUGAAUCGCAAUACAUUUUUUGAACAGCAGGGGCCGCUAUUUUCACUGCAAACCUAAACGUGGAUGCUGAUAUUUCUUUAAUGCAAAAAAAUCCAAGAAAAGCACAGACAGUAUUAGUUUGUUUAUAUUAAAGAGACUUUUUCUAUUAUUAAUUUGUUAUAAAAUUGCAGUUUAGUUUUGUUAUUUGAAAUAAAACAUUAUUUUAUCAUACAAAGAAACGUGAAGCAUUUAAGAAAUAAUGCAAGGGACGUUGUUCAUUUCUAAUUGGUUUCAACUCAUUUUUUCAAAAUAAAUCGUGAGUAAAUCGUGAAUAAAUCGCAUCGUGAGAUCAGAAUCGUGAAUCGCAUCGCAUCGUGAGCUGAGUGAAUCGUUACAUCCCUACAAGGGAGUGCAGCAUAUGUACUGUAAAAAUUCAGAAUAUGAUAAAGAACAAACAAAAAAAUCAUAAUGCUCAGCUUCAUGUUCUUUAUACACAAUUUAUUACACGGAUGGUCGGAAUGCUUGAUUCUGAUUGGCCAGCCGGCUGUUAUCGCCUCCGCUUCGCAUCAGGUCCUGAUCAGACUGUCAGGGCUUAUUUCUGCGAUAACAACCGGCUGCCUGUACAUUAUCCCUUACGUUAAAGAUUCCUGUGUGUGUGUGUGUGUGUGUGUGUUUUCUGUAUGACUGAAGCACACACACAAUGACUGGUGCUAAUUUCAGGAUUCUGUGGUUUUGUGUUUCUCAUCAAGUGAAACUUGAUUUUCUCAUCUUUGUUUGUGUUAAAAUGCUUAAAGAAGCAUCAAACAACAGCUCAUCACAAUCUACAUGAGAUUUCUUGCUAUAUAAAUCCAUUCAUCUCAUUACACGUUUAGUGAUGAACAGGUAAAAAACAGUCAAACUUCUGUUUAAUCUCAUGAUCGCACAUCACACCAGUGCCAACACAUUUCAGCUUUCCAUGUGCAGUCAAACAGAAGAAGCAUUUCAGUUUCUCUUGUAUUUCUGUUUGAUUUCACUUCAGAUUCAUUUAAACGGAGCAUCAGUAGGAAUCGGAAGCGAGUCUGAUGUUCAGUUACAGAUUCCGUUUGAUUCAUUCCUCGGAGAUUCACUGAAUGAAUGAAUCGGACGAAUUGUGCACUUACAAAACCAUUUGAUACUUUGUAGAUACGAAUAUUUAUUUUGAAGGCAUUCUGACAAUGCAAUAAUACAAUUUCUCUUUUUUUUAAUCAUCAAAUAGCCAAGGUGUUUUAAUAUCCUGUGACUGACCGAAUGGCAUGUUGAGUCUGCUUUGGUUUUUUAUUUACUGUAUGUUUUUACAAACGUGCUGUUCUGCAUUUACAACGAAUAUGAGUUUAUAUUUAUGUUUAUAAGUUUGUUAAAAACACUCUGAUUGGCUAUGAUCGUUUAGACAUGAAAAUCACAAUCUUUACUCUAUUGUGAUUAUACUGUCAUGUGGCUACACAUUUAAAAGAAUAAAUGUCAACAGUAAGAUUUCAAAGGUCAAGAAGGAAAAGGUUUGUGUUUGACUAGCAAUAAGAACUGUUUCUUUGUGUCAAGGACAUCUGAAGUGAUUCACACUGACCAACAUCUCGUCUUGUGUUUGAUUCCAUGUGAACCGAAGUCGCACACGUGUGUUCAUUUGCUAUAAGUUGAUCACAUGACUGCAGGCUGUAGUUAUGAAUGAAUGCAUCUCAUGUAAUGAAAUGGUGAUGACAUCACGCUCUUCUAUUGCAAUCCUUUAGUGAUGUUGUUUUCUUAUUUCAACUGAAUUCUAAUGGCCAUAAAUGUAAAGCUGAAAACAUGAAACUGCAAAAUAGUGGAUGUUUAAAUGUGUGUUUUAUUGUCCUGACCGUCGCUGCGUUCACCAAAGUGCUUGUUUAUGAAUGAAAGUGUAGUUUGACCGUUGUACACAUAAUGUUUGUGUCUGGAUUUCUCAUGAGGAAAGCAGUCUGCUUUGUGUCUGGAUUAGAAUGAUUUUUUGAUAAACCUGUGGAUUGUUACUGGAACUAAACAGAUAAUAUUAGCUACAGAUGCACUAUUUUUUUUUUUUUUUUUACAUUUAUCGAGCAUCGAGAGAACAUAGCACACCUUUUUUUGCCAAUUUAUUUAUGUGUUGCAGCUGAUCGAAUCUUAAAUAAAGGCCUGGAAAUGUGUUUCUGCGUUAUCAUUUCAUCACCGAAAGACCUUCGAGACCCAAGACAAAAUUUCAGUAAAUCACC